Molecule: messenger RNA, 1586 nt
Organism: Aureobasidium pullulans EXF-150
Lineage: Eukaryota; Fungi; Ascomycota; Dothideomycetes; Dothideales; Saccotheciaceae
Exons: 1
Coding region: 154-1233 (359 amino acids)
Source: RefSeq, a predicted model, not a curated record
ACAGCCAGUAAGUUCUAUGUAGUGUGAGACCCUACAUCGACAUCACAGAAGAGAGCAAUUAUACAUGAUUGUAUCUGAGGAUCAUCCCGAUUAUCCUGAGUCUCGUUGUGUGGCACUGUCUGAUGUCUACGCCUCUUACAGUAUGCUUCCAAGAUGGGCCAUCUCCGACUGCCUCCGGAACUUCUGCUUCUGGUGAUGAAGCACGUCAACCACGGCGAAAAAUAUGAAGCCGCGCAGAACUCGCUCCGCAAUGCCAUACUGGUCAACCACGAAUGGGCUGAAGCUGGUACUCACAUACUAUGGCAGAGUGUACCAGUACCGAUGUUGGCCCGUGUAUCAGAAGAUCGGAGACAGUAUUAUGCAAACAAGAUGACUGAGCUCUUCAUCGAGAACGAAGAGGAAUCAAAGUACCACGAGAUUUUCAAGGAUCUCAUAUUUCCGCGCUUGAAAACUGCAUACAUCGACAGGAUCAAGCUCAAACGAGGGGAGAAGGUACACCUCACCCAGUACAUGCAACCACGGCUGAAAAACUUCCACUUCCGGGGAGGUGCUUUGUGCGAAAAUGCUCUUGCAACUCUAGGAUCAAAUUGCCCCCACCUCGAGGAAGUUUCUCUAGAAGAGCCGAUUGACGGUUCUGGCGAGGACCGCUAUCUUCAGCUCUUUACAGGUUGCAAAGCGUUGGAGCUCAUCGACCUCGGCGAUGGCUGGGCGGGCUCAAUCACCCCCGAACUGUUCGCAGGGUUGGCCGGUCACGAGCAACUUGUCAAAAUCGAGAUCAAACCCCUCAUUUCAGACUCUACAAUUCUCGGAGGUCUUCGUAUGGUUUCCAACCCUUUCAGUAAUAUCCAGUCGCUUCACUUGACUCUGAAAUCGGUGUCUGUUGCACGUUUGGCAUCAGCUGCUCCAUCCGUACGCACACUGUUCCUCGUUAUUGAAGACUCUGAACACGAUGCCCUUGCGUCUCUCGCACUGAUGACAAGUUUGGUGCACCUCGAAUUGACUUAUCUCGAUGAAACAGAACUUUCACCAGAGGGAUUUCAUGCCUUGGAGAAGAUGAAGAAUCUCGAAGUCCUCUUGUUGGAGUCGAGAGUAGAGUCACUGUCAGCAAUGUGGUUGGACGAUGCUUCGUUCGCGCAGUUCAUCUCAAAGCUGCCAAAGAUAACCAACUUCGAGUUCAAAGUGGACAGCGACCUCACUGUCUCGGCUCUCACCUCACUCGCCAGCAAGUGCUGACAUUUUGUAGAUCCUCCAAUGCUACAACCGCCGAAAGGGCUACACAAAUCGCCGAUCUCAUACUUCGACACUGCCCGGUGGUCGAACAGCUGAAAUUCCAUGAUUACUAUGAGAACAGGCUUGCAAAGCUUGCACUCAGGGCCUUUGAGUCGAAAGUUGACGGUCAUUUCUGCACACCUAUAUUGACUUCGUUCCGAUCUCUUGAGAAUUCCUCCUUCAUCAAGUUUCACCCAAGCGAGACCAGGAUCUAUUACGAUAGCGACGACGAUCGUUACUAGUUAUCAUGUAGCAUGUGUUCUCAUAUAACGUAGACGUAGCCGCAAAGAAAUUGACCCGGCACCGAACUCCCUCCU